UUGGGGCAUAGAAGUAGGGAUAAAGACUCAUAUAAUUGGGCUGGUUCUGAUAGUAGGCAUGCAAAUAUUGAGAAAAAGGACAAAGGUGAUAGGAGUGACCGAUAUGGAAGGAUGGAUUAUAGAAAGAGUUCAAUGGAUUACAAAGGUGAUCGUUCGCCUGCUUAUGAAGAGUCAAGGGAUCAAAUAAAUGAUUAUUCUUCACGAAGAGAAAAUACUGGACGUCGUUUAAAGGAAUCCUCUUCAAGAUACUCCAAGGAAGUCGAUGCAGAUGAUGAAAAGAGUAGGCGCCUGGAUGCAGGUCCUGAUAAGGUGAAGACUUUUAGCAUGGAGAGCACUGCUGCUGGCCCAGAUGUUCCUUCCGAGAAGGCUUAUGUGACGGAUUCUGAUAUUGAUGCUGCGAAAAUUGCUGCUAUGAAAGCUGCUGAAUUAGUUAACAAGAACUUGAUUGGAACUGCAUACAUGACCGCUGAUGAAAAGAAGAAGCUCUUGUGGGGCAACAAGAAGAACACUGCUACUGAGGAGCCUGCUCACCGUUGGGACACAACAACAUUUGGCGACUGUGAACGACAAGAAAAAUUCAACAAACUCAUGGGCGUGAAGGGGGACUCGAAGGUGGAGUCCAAGCUGGACGAGCCGGAUGUCGAGAAGAAACGGGAGCAGCUUCAGGUGGACUUAGAGAGACAGUACACGGCCUGUUUGCGCCGGCAAGAUGGCCGCACAGUUGGCCUCGGUCUUUUAGAUUACUUUGUUCGAUAUUUUCGUGUUUGUGUUGCUGUUAUUGUACUUUGGAUGUUUGUGUGUUAGGAAAACUAUCUUGUGUUAGACUUGUUAUUUGAUCAUGACUUGCAACGUAGCUGGAUGUUUGACUUAAAGUGGGAUUAUCAAGUUUGUGGUGUGUAUUGAAAAAGUGAAAUUUUACGCGUUUUGCUUGAUUAUGGCAUGCGUGAAUACUUUCAACUGAAUUUAGUAUGAGAUUAAUUCAACAAAGGGAUAUAUUGUUCAAAAAGAACAUGCAUAACUGAGGAGUUGAGGUUGAGACAUAACAAAAU
Striga asiatica is the source of this 1049-nucleotide messenger RNA. NCBI's taxonomy places the organism in Eukaryota, Viridiplantae, Streptophyta, Magnoliopsida, Lamiales, Orobanchaceae. The record is from the annotation of a GenBank genome assembly.